CAGUUAUCGACAAGCGGAUGAGUCAGCAACAGCGACGAAAGCAAGGAAGGAAGGACGACAACCAACCAGACAACCGCGACGAUGGACGUGCCAGACGCCGCCAAAGACGUGAAGCGCUUCAUCAAGACGGGUGAGGCCCUUCAAGCGCAAGCGCCGUACGCCACGUUUUGGUGCUGGAUGCAUGCGCUGGAGGUCAUGGUUCCACGCGUGCAACAAGACCCAAGCUUACAAGGGUUUGUCAUCCAACUCAUGGACAGUGUCGAACAGAUGAAAACACAACAUGGCCAGCUUAGCAGCGUGUCCGACAAGGACACGGGCCGCGAGUCUGUGGCGCUGCUCGCUGCCAAGAUCUUCCAGCAGGCCGACCGCGAAGACCACGCAGGCGCAACAAUGGGCACGGCGCUCAAGUUCCGCACGGCGAGCACGCUAUUCGACGUGUGCAAGGCCAUGAACCCCGACAUCGAUGAGGUGGGGUCGAUCAACCAGGAAUCCCGCGCCGUAUGCGUGCGUGCGUGA
This is a messenger RNA of Salpingoeca rosetta, 516 nucleotides long. RefSeq lists its product as uncharacterized. The coding region runs from base 82 to 516 and encodes 144 amino acids. Gene Ontology annotation, biological process: late endosome to vacuole transport via multivesicular body sorting pathway. Gene Ontology annotation, cellular component: multivesicular body. The record is from RefSeq and is a predicted model, not a curated record. Lineage: Eukaryota; Choanoflagellata; Craspedida; Salpingoecidae. The transcript has 6 exons.